CGAGACAUAGAGCACCCGACAGGCGACGUUUACAAGCAGAUCAGACCUGAAUAAACCAGGUCUGUGCAGAUUUAACAGCAUAGAGUGCCGCCUCUGGCCCAGGCUGCAGCCAUGCCUCUUCUGGAAGAGACCACUCUGCCACAAGAGCACCCACCCACUGUCCCUGUGGUCAUCAUAGGUAAUGGACCAUCAGGAAUUUGUCUAUCCUACCUACUAAGUGGAUACAAGCCCUACCUAGAUACAGCAACUGUCCACCCAAACCCGAUACUCUAUAGGAAACUACAGGAAACCAAGCAUCUACCCAUCACUGAACAAGAUCUUGAAUAUUUGAGCGAAGGUCUUGAGGGGAGAUCAGGGAACCCAGUGGCUGUCCUUUUUGACACACUACUUCACCCCAAUGCCGACUUUGGCUACGAGUUUCCCCCUGUCCUUCAGUGGAGGAGGGAAAAGCAGCAGCACAUCCCACAUCUGGUGCUUGGGAGGGCAACACCUGGAGGUGCUUGGCAUGCAAUGGAAGGAUCCAUGCUGACUAUCAGUCUUGGCAUCUGGAUGGAGCUACCUGGGGUAAACUACAGAGACUUGACCAAUGGGAAACGCAGGGAUGUAACCAGCGACAGAGCCACCCCAGAGGAGAUCUCAUCCUAUUACCGUAACUAUGUGAAGCUGAAGGGCCUCCAAAAGAAUUUUGUCGACAACACCUAUGUAACCUCUGUCCAGAAACUUUGCCGGGGGCAUGACGAGGAAGGUCUCGAAAAUGGGCACACUGAUCAAGGAGAUGGAGGGGUAGGUGAAGGUGGCAAUGAAGGCUUUGAGAGAAAUCAAGUUGAAUGUCUAAAUAAAGAAGUAGGUGGGGCUCUCUGGGAAGUGAGAGGAUACCAACAGUUGCAGAACGACGCUCAUGUCCCCUUCUCUCUGUUCGCCGAGAAUGUAGUUCUGGCCACUGGUGCGAGCGAUUCGCCAGUCCGAUUAGGUGUUGAGGGUGAGGACCUACCAUUUGUAUUCCACAGCAUCUCAGACCUGGGUCUGGCCCUAAACCGGAGAACACUUGAUAUGAAGUCUGAUCCAGUUUUAGUUGUUGGUGCUGGUUUAAGUGCUGCAGAUGCAGUUCUAUGUGCCUGUAACAGCAACAUUAGAGUGUUGCAUGUCUUUCGUAAGAACAUAGACGACCAAGACCUCAUCUUCAAACAGCUGCCUAAAACCCUGUACCCAGAGUAUCACAAAGUCUACAACAUGAUGUGCUCUCAGACCUACAUCAAUGUAGCCGCAUCCUCCGCUUCUAACAGACCCCAGACAGUGAGUAUUGCCUCCUCAGUAUGUGCCAAGAUGUGCCCAAAGCCCCAACUUGCUGCAGGUAACACCGCUGGUAACUCCAGUGUCAGCCUAUUUCCUGACUAUACCAGUUUCCCAGAACACUGCGUUGUGUCUUUCCAGUCUGACAUGAAGUGCUUGCUUCAGGGGAACAACUCUCUCAAAGCAUUCAAGAUCUCCAUGGUCCUAGUGCUGAUUGGGACCAACCCAAACUUGUUUUUCUUGAAGGGGCAAGGCCAGUACCUGGGUCAGGAUCCAACAAAACCAAUCAGCUGCAAGCAGAACCCUAUUGACAUCCACCCUUACACUUUUGAGUGCACCAAGGAGCCAGGUCUGUUUGCCAUGGGCCCACUUGUCGGAGACAACUUUGUUCGCUUUUUGAAGGGUGGUGCAUUAGGCAUUGCCUCCUGUCUGCUGAAGAGACUCAAGAAGAAAGGGAAGCUCAUUAGCAAUGGAGGGAAUACUUUCAUUUGAAAACAUGAUAGAGAGAACAGCUGUGAAUGCUGGUCGCAUUGCAAAGAUUACAAGCACUCUCACCAUCAAAUGUAGGUGGUGAAUGGGAAAACAAAAGCUUUUAAUAUGUUACAUUUAUUUAUGGAGUUUUUCUCAUCGAAGCUUUAGCAUUUUACAACUUUCCAAGACCAAAAAGACAAUGGAUGUACACUAAUUAGUUUCUAAAGAAACAAAACACAGCUUUCAAGAGUCUUGUCUGACUUCAUGAGAAGUCCCUGAAAGUCCAAGCUACCAUGUGCCAAUGUUUCUGAGUCAAUCUGUAACCUCAUAACUGAAUGGGACCUUAUUUUUUAAUCAGGGUUAUUUAUUUGUUAAGUAUGUGUCUUUCAAUUUAAUUAACUUUCAUGUCUUUAAUGGCUGUUUUAGCCCAGUUCAAGUCAUAGACUGUAUAGAACAUGGAUGUAGUCUCAGCGAUAUCACUUGUUGGUAACUGAAGGGAUGUUUUGAAGCCCAUGGAUGGCGGGCCUUCCGCCUUCUAGCAAACUGCUACAAUGCGUCCACUUGCAGUCACAUUAGCCAAGCCCCUAGUUAUUUAUAACUCAUAUUCUACUAACUUGUUUUUGUCCCUUGUUGUUUACAUGGUAAAUUCUUCUGUCAACAUGAGCAUUUUAACAUUAUGUGACUUCUGGGGCUUGGGGGCUAGACUCAAUUGGACACUUGAUGAACUGCAGUGUUUUGCACUUCUGCAUUGGCUUCAUUUUAUAACACCGGAGGUUGCCGCUUGCUUCAGGUCUUAUGUUAGCCUAGCAUUAAGAGUGAGAACUCCAAAAAAAUGUAGAGGCCACUACCGUCAUUCUGCAUGAAACUUUUAGUUAAAUGUGUAAGCAGUGGACACUAGUAGAACAACCAGUGCUCUCACUUACAAAGUCACAAUCAUCUGAACUUUAAGUAAUACCACCUCAAGUGGUGAAUGUUUGCAGUAGUGAAUGCUCACUAGAUUUUAGAAAGUGGGACCCAAGUUCAUGGCUAAGCAAUGUAAAUGUUCCUGUAUAUUCUGAGCCCAACAGUUUUUUUAAAUGCAGGUGAGUCAUUUUAGCUGCUAUUGUAGGUAGUUGGAGCAAUACUAUUAAAAACUUAGUAAAGCCUAUUACAUUUAUACUUUUUCCGUUGCUUUGGAGUUGUACUACUGAAAGGCUAUCUAUGCAAAUCAAAUAUGUUUUCUUAGGCACCCAUUUCUUUUUUAUUUUGGUUAAACAAAAACAUCAGGAGAGACACAACAGGAAGUCACAUCGUUUGCUAGCCCUGCAUACGACGUUUUGAUGAUAGCAGAGGUGUAGAAGAUUAGCCUGCCAAUAACAAAAAAUGUGACUGAAGAUAUGCUCCCAUUAAGUUUUGUGGAAGGAUAAGGCAACGUCAAUGGGAGUAGAAAAGACAUUCUGUCGACAAAGUGGCUACAGUGUCUGUUAGACACCUCUAACAACAGAGUCAUUUGUUAUCAGCACUUAUCAUAAUAUUCAGAACUGGGAUUUGAUGAAGAUUUGCAAGUGAUCGAUUACUCGUUCAUGAGGUAUUGAGAGUUCUCAAAUAUUAAAAUGACAUAAAAUGCCCACCCUUAACAUCUAGCAAUUACCAGGUCAGACUUCUCCAACAAGAGUAAUUGAUUUUUUUUUAAAAACCCAACUUCACAUAUUCAAAAAAAAAAUUCUUCUUCCAUAUUUUCGUACAGCUUCCAAGCGUCAAGGACACAAAAGUGUAGUCAGGUUUGGAGCAGUGACAGUAGCAACCUAUUCUUCUUUCCUCUAUAUUUUCCUUCCUUUUCAGUCAUUUAAACAUUGUGUGCAGGAUUGUGAUGUGUUAUGCAUAAUUAUUAUUUUGUGUGCCGCUCACGCACAGCUCAUGGUUUGUUUAUUGUGAUGUGACUCUUUGAUCCCGUUGAUGGAAGACUUUUCUUCUGCACCCCACAAUACAAUAUGGGAGACAAGUCAGUAUUUUAGGUAAUGCAUCUCUGUAGUCACAUUAUUUUUUUCCACUAACAUCGUAGUUUAACAUACUGCUGUAUACAUUUUGGUAAUGAUAUAACAGAAAAC
Labrus bergylta (ballan wrasse) is the source of this 3848-nucleotide messenger RNA. RefSeq names its product oxidative stress induced growth inhibitor family member 2 (gene osgin2). Gene Ontology annotation, biological process: negative regulation of cell growth. The record is from RefSeq and is a predicted model, not a curated record. Lineage: Eukaryota; Metazoa; Chordata; Actinopteri; Labriformes; Labridae. Gene Ontology annotation, molecular function: growth factor activity.